Messenger RNA from Macrosiphum euphorbiae (potato aphid), 249 nucleotides. Lineage: Eukaryota; Metazoa; Arthropoda; Insecta; Hemiptera; Aphididae. The record is from the annotation of a GenBank genome assembly.
AUGCCAAAAGUAAAGAAAGCUCAUUGUUACGUGAGAGAUUACCCAGGUGUCUUUCGUACAGAUGGAGCUAUAUUAUUUUGUACUUUUUGUGAAACCAACGUAUCGUGUGAUAGAAAAUCACAGAUUACUCAACAUUUAGGAACUUCUAAACACAUUGAAAAUAGUAAGUUGAAAUCAAACAAAGACCAGGUUAGUCAACAGUUUAUAAAAAAUCACUUGAUCAAACUAGAACAAAUAAUCAAAAUCUGA